This is a messenger RNA of Bipolaris oryzae ATCC 44560, 870 nucleotides long. RefSeq lists its product as uncharacterized. The transcript is spliced from 2 exons. NCBI's taxonomy places the organism in Eukaryota, Fungi, Ascomycota, Dothideomycetes, Pleosporales, Pleosporaceae. The record is from RefSeq and is a predicted model, not a curated record. The coding region runs from base 1 to 870 and encodes 289 amino acids.
AUGACCCUCGCCCGAAUCACAGAAGUGGUUCAGCAAGCUUACUUCAACUUCUGUGAAAAGACUUGGGACAUCUCUGUGGUGAGAAUUGACCAGGUACCUGACGGUCUAGAAAUCCACUGGGCAGAUAAGACAAAGAGCAGCAAUCACUUCAGUAAAUUCCCUGAACAUCUGACAACGAGCCAGAAUGUUCGCGAAGCAACGCUCGUCGCCAUGUGUUGCAACGAGCCACUGGCACAUCUGCAUGGUCUUAUCAAAGCCCUUGUUGAAGGAAUGCCUAUCGAAAUCCAGGAACUUCAAGUCUUUCUUCGGUCGGUCAGUCAAAAGGUGACCAUCUUCAGCGAGGUCAACACUGGACAUGGGACUGCGAACUGGCCAAAUAACCUGCAUGAAAUUCUUCGCAUCAAGUCGAAGAAGACAAAUACACAGUGGGUCAUUGACAUCACCGGUGCACAAUACGGAAUCAGAAAAGCGCUAUGGGAUUGGAGAGAUUACGAGAGAAUUUACAUGGUAGAUGUAUGGAAAGAAUGUCCAUUCGGCGACAACAAGUCUUUCAUCGAUAGAUUGAGCAAAGUUCCUGGUGUCGAUGGUCUUGGUCACAAGAUUAGCAUACUUGCGGCUGGCAACCUCAAUCAGGCGAUCAAGAAAUGGGAGGCUAAUCACAAGAGUCUCGCCAAGAUGCUCAUUCUGGACGAGGAAGCAUACCAGGUCGAUAAGGCUAGCUUGCUGGAGAGCAUGGACGCCGCGGUUCGCUCCUUUGUCACGGCGAAUAACUUCAACGCUCAAUUUAGAGAGGCAAAGACCCACGACCGGAAGUACCCGGAUAAAAGUAGGCACGAAAUCAUCAUCAUGACUAAGACGUAUCGCAUGUGA